Molecule: messenger RNA, 1728 nt
Organism: Humulus lupulus (European hop)
Lineage: Eukaryota; Viridiplantae; Streptophyta; Magnoliopsida; Rosales; Cannabaceae
Exons: 2
Coding region: 930-1322 (130 amino acids)
Source: RefSeq, a predicted model, not a curated record
GGUGCGUAUUAGGCAUUUUAAUGCCUAGUUCGCUAGGCGAUCUCGGCAGACACCUAAGGGUUGCUGAGAUAUAGUUUUAUUUUUUAAUUUUUUUUAAUCAUUUUUGCAUCUAUUUCAACGGGCUAUCUUGAUCCUGCUGAGAUAGGUGUGAUGAAUUUGUCCAUUUUUUUUUGUAGUUUGGAUAUACAAGGACCAAAAAUAACAUGUAACUUGUUCAACAUACAAAAGCAAACUAAGGCCAUCAUUAAUUGAUCGAAUAAAGUAAGUAAAUUAAUUAGAAAUAUCACUAAUAUUGGAUGCAAGUGUCUACAUUAAGAAAGUGAUAAUCGUAGAAUGUGCCUGUUUUGUUAUUAUGUUAGAUUUUAGUCUAUUAAACAUAGUUAUGUUACUACUUGACAAUUAGUGAAACUAAUUGUCUAUUACCAUAACUAAUUGUCUGUUAAUGUACUCGGCCCUUAUUUAAGGACUUCAUUCCCUCCUUUGUACAUACUGAGUUUCAAUAAUACAAAGGCAUUUUCUUCUCUCUUGUUUCUCCUCUGUUAUUACUAAAAUGGUAUCAGACAAAAAUUGAAUUCAAGAUUGAAGAUAAUGGCUCGACCACGCACCCGAAGUACUGCUAUGAUCCCAAACGCUCUGCUCAAUACAUCUCUAGUUACUGAUGCUUCUUCACCACACAGACCAGUCGGCUCCAGUGAACACCGCAAAGACCAAUCGACCCCGGUGAACUACAUCCACCACGACCAAUUGGAGAGAAUCGCGUCUACUGCCAAGAACCAAUGCAAAAAGUGAAACUCACCCCCCCCCCCCCCCCCCCCCCGGUCUCCUACGAUUGACCUGCCCAAGAUGACGCUAAUCCUUACUUCUUCGGCACUAGAGAUCAUCCAGGGCUUGUUCUUGUUUCACCCGUACUCACUGACAAAUUUUCAACAAUGGAGGCAGAUUUCAAGAUCUCAAUCGGGGCAAAGAACAAACAAGCUUUCAUCAAUGGAUCUCUACCUCAAUCCGCCCGAAAUGAUCCACUUCUCUCUUCUUGGCUUCGAUGCAACCAGAUGGUGAUGUUGUGGAUACUACACUCAGUGUCUCCUGACAUCGAAACUAGUAUAAUGUUUUUUGACACCGCCGCUGCCACGUGGUCUGAAUUAAACAUUCGAUUUGAUCAAGGAAAUGGGCCAUGCUUGUUUGAGCUUCGUGAAACAUUCAUCGCACUGCAUCAAGAUAAUGAUUUGAAUAUUCAGCAAUCACAAGGUACUGUCCACAAACAAAAUGGCAGAAUUCGUCAAAAACCAUCAUUUCUCAAAGAUUAUAUUUGUGACUUAACUUAAGUUUCUAGUUCUACAGCUCAUCCCACUACUAACUAUUUGUCUUAGGACAAGUUAUCAUCACCAUUUCGAGCUGUUGUUCUUGUUGCUCACAAAAUUACUGAACCUAACAAGUUUUCUCACGGUUACUGCCAUCUAGAAUGGCAGCAAACCAUGCAUGAUGAGCUCAAUGCCUUGGAGGAAGAUCAAACGGGAAUAGUCACUUCUCUUCCACCUGAUCAACAUGUUAUAGGUAAUAAAUGGUUCUAUAAGAUCAAAUACAAACCAAAUGGUGUCGUAGACUAAUAUAAAGCUCGUCUUAUGGCAAAGGGCUAUACCCAACAAGAAGGUAUAGAUUUUUUUUUAUAUUUAUGCCCUUGUUGCUAAGUUCAGCAAUUUAAAAACUCUCUUGGCUUUUUCUGCAAUAAAA